AUAAGCUGGGCUUUCCAUUUCCUGUUUUUAGGGUUUAGGGGAAGAAGGAAAAAGAGUCGGUGAUGGAAGGCGCGGGGGAGGAUGUUCCCGACAAUGCGAAUGAGCACUGCCCGGGCACUGAAUCGGAGGCGGCUGGAAAAUCCGCGGCUUGUGCUGGAUGCCCCAACCAGCAGGCGUGCGCCACCGGCCCCAAGGGCCCCGAUCCAGACCUUGCUGCGAUCAGCCAGCGCAUGAGCAGCGUCAAGCACGUAAUCCUGGUGCUGUCGGGCAAAGGCGGCGUGGGCAAGAGCACGUUCGCGGCGCAGCUAUCCUUCGCCCUGGCGGGGAUGGACAAGCAAGUCGGGCUGCUGGACAUCGACAUAUGCGGGCCGAGCAUUCCAAAGAUGCUGGGACUGGAGGGCCAGGAGAUCCACCAGAGCAACCUGGGCUGGUCGCCGGUGUACGUGGAGGACAACCUGGGCGUCAUGUCCAUCGGCUUCAUGCUCCCGGACCCCGACGAAGCCGUCAUCUGGCGAGGCCCCAGGAAGAACGGCCUCAUCAAGCAGUUCCUCAAGGACGUGUACUGGGCCGACUUGGACUUCCUCGUCGUGGACGCGCCCCCCGGGACGUCGGACGAGCACAUCUCCAUCGCCCAGUACCUCAAGGUGGCCAACGUUGCGGGGGCGAUCGUGGUCACCACCCCACAGGAGGUGUCCAUAAUCGACGUGAGGAAGGAGAUAAGCUUUUGCAAAAAGGUUGGCAUCCCGGUGCUCGGGGUCGUGGAGAACAUGAGCGGCUUGCAGCUCCCGGUCAGGGAUCUCGUGUUUAGGAAGAGCAGCGACGACGGGCAAGAAGACGAGGACGUGACCCGGGAGGUGAUGCUCAAGCUCGAGACGCUCGCCCCGGAGCUGCUGUCAACUCUGGCCUGCGCCCAGGUGUUUUACGUGAGUGGCGGUGGAGCGCAGGAGAUGGCCAGGCAGAUGCGGGUCCCGUUCUUGGGACGGGUUCCUCUGGAUCCACGGCUGAGCCGGGCGGCCGAGCAAGGGAAGUCGUGCUUCGAAGACUCUCCCUCUCCCAGCGGGCUUGCUCUCAAAGGGAUCAUCAAGCGGCUGCUCAAGGCCAUCGGGUGACCGAGCAUCCACAAAUGCAGCAGGAGUAGCGCGUUGUAGAUAGUGAUCGACUACCAAGUCAGACUAUGGCGUUAAAUUCAAUAAGCAUGUUGAUGAAAGUGAGGUGGUCUCGUCCGGCUCCAUGCCCAAGUCGGGGCACCUUUCUAUUGAUCUCGUU
Molecule: messenger RNA, 1266 nt
Organism: Selaginella moellendorffii
Lineage: Eukaryota; Viridiplantae; Streptophyta; Lycopodiopsida; Selaginellales; Selaginellaceae
Product: cytosolic Fe-S cluster assembly factor NBP35
Exons: 3
Coding region: 63-1109 (348 amino acids)
Biological process (GO): iron-sulfur cluster assembly
Cellular component (GO): cytosol
Molecular function (GO): ATP binding; ATP-dependent FeS chaperone activity; 4 iron, 4 sulfur cluster binding
Source: RefSeq, a predicted model, not a curated record